Molecule: messenger RNA, 6627 nt
Organism: Vitis riparia (riverbank grape)
Lineage: Eukaryota; Viridiplantae; Streptophyta; Magnoliopsida; Vitales; Vitaceae
Product: probable disease resistance protein At4g27220
Exons: 6
Coding region: 497-4792 (1431 amino acids)
Molecular function (GO): ADP binding
Source: RefSeq, a predicted model, not a curated record
UUUUGAAUAAUUGAGAGGCCUUGUUUGAGCAUUGUCUCCUGACUCUACAUUUUCAUCCUCCAGGGAUUUUCAUUUUCAUUUUGCUGGUGAGAGCUCUCUUCACAUUUCAUUGCUGAAAUCUUUCAUUUCCUUGUUUCCUUUCUCACAUCAUCAGCCUUAACAUCUCUGCUUCUGUUCUUCAAGUUGAAUCCAAUAGCAGUCAUAUGCUUUUUCACUCUAUUCCCCUCCAUAGCCCUUUGUCAGAUCGUUUGCAACUCUCCCCACCCUCAUACUCAUUCUGAUCUCCUCUGCUCAUUUUCUUUCUCAUUUUGCUCAUAUGUCUAUGUCGCUCUGCUCCUUUGCUUGCUAAACCUUUCAAUUUCUUUGAUUUCUGGUUUUGCAAUUCUGAUUCCUGUAGCUAUCAGCCUGUUGUUAGUUUACUGCUUCUGUUCUUUUGGUUUUCUGUCAUCGAUCUGAUCUGUGUUCCAAAAGAGAAGAAAGGAGUCGCGAGUAGAAAAUGGUAGAAAUUGUUCUUUCGGUUGCAGCAAAAGUUUCAGAGUACCUGGUUGAUCCAGCUGUACGUCAGCUGGGUUAUCUGUUUAACUACCGUGCCAACAUUGAGGACCUCUCUCAACAGGUUGAGAAGCUGAGGGUUGCCAGGGCUAGGCUGCAGCACUCUGUGGAUGAAGCUAUUGGGAAUGGACAUAUAAUCGAAGAUGAUGUUUGCAAGUGGAUGAAACGUGCUGAUGGGUUCAUACAAAAUGCUUGCAAAUUCCUUGAAGAUGAGAAGGAGGCGCGGAAGAGUUGUUUCAAUGGGUUGUGUCCUAAUUUGAAGUCCCGGUACCAGCUAAGCAGGGAAGCAAGGAAGAAGGCAGGGGUUUCUGUUCAAAUCCUUGGAGAUGGCCAAUUUGAGAAGGUAGCAUAUCGUGCCCCUCUGCAAGGGAUAAGGUGCAGACCUUCCGAAGCUUUAGAGUCAAGAAUGUUGACUUUGAAUGAAGUCAUGGAGGCCUUAAGGGAUGCCAAGAUCAACAAGAUCGGGGUAUGGGGGUUGGGCGGUGUCGGGAAGACCACGCUGGUGAAACAAGUGGCUGAACAAGCUGCUCAAGAGAAGUUAUUCGACAAGGUGGUCACGGCAGCUGUGUUAGAGACUCCAGACUUAAAAAAAAUUCAAGGGGAACUUGCAGACCUUCUAGGUAUGAAAUUUGAGGAGGAGAGUGAACAGGGAAGAGCAGCUCGACUAUAUCAGAGGAUGAACGAGGAGAAGACCAUCCUCAUCAUCUUGGAUGAUAUUUGGGCGAAAUGUGACUUGGAGAAAAUAGGAAUUCCUUCUCCAGAUCACCACAAAGGAUGCAAAUUAGUGCUAACUUCUAGAAAUGAACACAUCUUGUCCAAUGAGAUGGAUACUCAAAAGGAUUUUCGAGUUCAACCUUUGCAAGAAGAUGAAACAUGGAUUUUAUUUAAGAACACAGCUGGUUCCAUUGAAAAUCCAGAGUUGCAACCUAUAGCUGUUGAUGUAGCAAAAGAAUGCGCGGGUUUGCCACUUGCAAUAGUAACUGUGGCAACGGCAUUGAAAGGCGAGAAGAGUGUGUCCAUUUGGGAGGAUGCCCGGCUACAACUGAAAUCGCAAACCUCGACUAACGUAACAGGACUGACAACAAAUGUAUACUCAAGUCUGAAGUUGAGCUACGAACACUUGAAGGGAGUUGAAGUGAAGUCAUUUUUCUUGCUUUGUGGUUUAAUUUCUCAAAAUUAUAUUCAUAUAUGGGACUUGUUGAAAUAUGGUGUGGGUCUGCGAUUAUUUCAAGGAACUAAUACAUUGGAAGAGGCGAAAAAUAGAAUAGAUACAUUGGUUGACAACCUCAAAUCCUCAAACUUUUUACUAGAAACUGGCCAUAAUGCCGUUGUUAGAAUGCAUGAUCUUGUUCGGAGUACUGCCAGAAAAAUUGCAUCCGAUCAACAUCAUAUGUUUACACUCCAGAAUACUACUGUUAGAGUGGAAGGAUGGCCAAGGAUAGAUGAACUCCAGAAGGUCACCUGGGUAAGUCUGCAUGACUGUGAUAUUCGUGAACUUCCAGAAGGGCUGGUAUGUCCAAAACUUGAACUUUUUGGAUGUUAUGGUGUAAACACCAAUUCGGCAGUGCAAAUCCCAAACAAUUUUUUUGAAGAGAUGAAGCAACUCAAAGUAUUAGAUUUAUCUCGAAUGCAACUUCCAUCGCUGCCCUUAUCACUUCACUGCCUUACGAAUCUUCGAACAUUGUGUUUGGAUGGAUGUAAGGUGGGAGACAUUGUUAUGAUUGCAAAGCUAAAGAAAUUAGAAAUUCUUAGCCUUAUGGAUUCUGAUAUGGAACAGUUGCCCAGAGAAAUAGCACAGUUGACUCAUCUAAGGCUGUUAGAUUUGAGCGGUUCUUCGAAACUAAAAGUAAUUCCAUCAGAUGUUAUAUCAAGCUUGUCCCAAUUAGAGAAUUUGUGUAUGGCAAAUAGCUUUACUCAAUGGGAGGGGGAAGGAAAGAGUAAUGCUUGCCUUGCUGAGUUGAAGCAUUUGUCUCAUUUAACCUCUUUGGACAUACAAAUACGAGAUGCCAAGUUGCUGCCAAAAGACAUAGUCUUUGAUACCUUGGUGAGAUAUAGAAUAUUUGUAGGUGAUGUCUGGAGCUGGGGAGGAAUUUUUGAAGCCAACAAUACAUUGAAGCUCAAUAAGUUCGAUACAAGCCUUCAUCUGGUGGAUGGUAUCAGCAAGUUGUUGAAGAGAACUGAAGAUCUACACUUGCGUGAAUUGUGUGGUGGUACUAAUGUUCUUUCCAAAUUAAAUAGGGAGGGUUUUCUUAAAUUAAAGCAUCUUAAUGUUGAAGGCAGUCCAGAGAUUCAAUAUAUUGUGACCUCGAUGGAUCUGACUUCAUCACAUGGUGCCUUUCCUGUUAUGGAGACCUUGUCUCUUAAUCAGCUGAUUAACUUGCAAGAAGUAUGCCAUGGCCAAUUUCCAGCAGGGUCCUUUGGUUGCUUGAGAAAAGUGGAAGUGGAAGAUUGCGAUGGCUUGAAAUUUCUCUUCUCGUUGUCUGUGGCUAGAGGCCUCUCCAGACUUGAAGAAAUAAAAGUAACUAGAUGCAAGAGUAUGGUUGAGAUGGUUUCCCAAGAAAGGAAAGAAAUAAGAGAAGAUGCUGUUAAUGUGCCUCUGUUCCCUGAAUUGAGAUACUUGACGUUAGAGGACUUACCCAAGCUCAGUAAUUUCUGCUUUGAGGAGAACCCGGUGCUUCCGAAGCCUGCAAGCACAAUUGUUGGUCCUAGUACACCACCUCUCAACCAACCGGAGAUUAAGGAUGGCCAACUUCUGCUUUCCUUGGGCGGCAACCUUCGGUCUCUCGAGUUGAAGAAUUGCAUGUCACUAUUGAAGCUAUUCCCACUCAGUUUGUUACAGAAUUUGGAAAAACUAAUAGUGGAAAAUUGUGGUAAGCUGGAACACGUAUUUGAUCUUGAAGAGCUAAAUGUUGAUGAUGGGCAUGUUGAGCUCCUCCCUAAAUUAGGAAAAUUGGCAUUGAUUGGUCUACCAAAGUUGAGGCAUAUAUGCAACUGUGGCAGCUCCAGAAAUCAUUUCCCUUCUUCCAUGGCUUCUGCUCCUGUAGGCAAUAUCAUAUUCCCUAAAUUAUUCCGUAUUUUUCUGCAAUCUUUGCCCAACCUCACAAGCUUCGUCUCCCCUGGAUAUCAUUCCCUCCAAAGGCUUCACCGUGCAAACCUUGAUACCCCCUUCCCAGUGCUCUUUGAUGAAAGGGUUGCAUUUCCUAGCUUGAAUUUCUUAAAGAUCUCGAGACUGGAUAAUGUGAAAAAAAUAUGGCCCAACCAAAUUCCUCAAGAUUCCUUCUCCAAACUAGAAGAUGUGAUCGUAUCAUCAUGUGGACAAUUGUUGAAUAUUUUUCCAUCUUAUAUGCUGAAAAGGUUACAGAGUCUAGGGUUACUGAUUGUACGUGAUUGUAGUUCAUUAGAAGCGGUUUUUGAUGUGGAAGGGACAAAUGUGAAUGUGGAUCUUGAAGAGCUAAAUGUUGAUGAUGGGCAUGUUGAGCUCCUCCCUAAAUUAGGAAAAUUGGCAUUGAUUAGUCUACCAAAGUUGAGGCAUAUAUGCAACUGUGGCAGCUCCAGAAAUCAUUUCCCUUCUUCCAUGGCUUCUGCUCCUGUAGGCAAUAUCAUAUUCCCUAAAUUAAGCGAUAUUACACUGGAAUCUUUGCCCAACCUCACAAGCUUCGUCUCCCCUGGAUAUCAUUCCCUCCAAAGGCUUCACCAUGCAGACCUUGAUACCCCCUUCCCGGUGCUCUUUGAUGAAAGGGUUGCAUUUCCUAGCUUGAAGUUCUCAUUCAUCUGGGGACUGGAUAAUGUGAAAAAAAUAUGGCCCAACCAAAUUCCUCAAGAUUCCUUCUCCAAACUAGAAGAUGUGAUCGUAUCAUCAUGUGGAGAAUUGUUGAAUAUUUUUCCAUCUUAUAUGCUGAAAAGGUUACAGAGUCUACAGUUGCUGAUGGUAGACGAUUGUAGUUCAUUAGAAGCAAUUUUUGAUGUGGAAGGGACAAAUGUGAAUGUGGAUUGUAGUUCAUUAGGGAAUACAAACGUAUUCCCUAAAAUAACUCGGCUCUCUCUCUGCAAUCUACCUCAACUCAGGAGUUUCUACCCGGGGGCACAUACUUCACAGUGGCCAUUGUUGAAAUAUCUGACAGUGGAGAUGUGUCCUGAACUCGAUGUAUUUGCAUUCCAACAAAGACAUCAUGAGGUAAAUCUUGAUGUUGCAUUCCCAAAUUUGGAGGAAUUAGAAUUAGGUCACAACAUAGAUACAUAAAUAUGGCCAGAGCAAUUUCCAGUGGAUUCCUUUCCCAGACUAAGAUUUCUGUCCGUAUAUGAAUGUAAAGAUAUUUUGGUUGUGAUUCCUUCCUUUAUGCUUCAAAUAUUACAUAAUCUAGAAGUACUUAAAGUGGAAGGAUGUACAGUCAAAGAGGUAUUCCAACUUGAAGGACUUGACGAGGAAAAUCAAGCCAAGAGGCUUGGACGGUUAAGAGAAAUAAUGUUGCGUUAUCUUCCCGUGUUGACGCAUUUGUGCAAGGAAAACUCCAAAUCAGGCUUUGAUUUGCAAAGUCUAGAGAGUCUUGAAGUGAGGGAUUGUGGCAGUUUGAUAAAUUUGGUACCAUCCUCGGUAUCUUUCCAGAAUCUAGCUACUCUAAAUGUGCAGUCUUGUGGUAGUCUGAGAAGUUUGAUAUCGCCCUCGGUAGCUAAAAGUCUGGUAAAACUCAAAACACUCAAAAUAGGUAGAUCAGAUAUGAUGGAAGAAAUAGUUGCCAACGAAGGAGGGGAAGCAACAGAUGAGAUUACUUGCUACAAAUUACAACACAUGGAGCUUCUGGAUUUGCCAAACCUCACAAGCUUCAGUUCAGGUGGUUAUAAAUUCUCAUUCCCAUCCUUGGAGCAGGUGCUGGUGAAAGAAUGCCCCAAGAUGAAAAUGUUCUCUUCAAGCCUCGUAACUACACCAAGGCUAGCAAGAAUAAAAGUGGGAGAUUAUGAGUGGCCUUGUCAGGAUGAUCUGAAUUACACCAUCCAUAAUUUGUUUAUAAAUGCACAUGGUAAUGUUGAGGCUGAGAUUGUGGAAUUGGGAGCUGGUUCAGCAUUAUGAUUACAUCAUGUUUUGUUCUUGGGAAUGUUACUCUUUGGCUGGAUUGAUUCCAUGUUAAUGCAAUAUGUAUCUGUAGACCCCUUUUCGGACCGACCGAAUGAAUUUUUUUUUUCCAUUUCUUUGAAGUAGGGGGGGACCUCUUUCUGGAAAAAAAGAGAGAAAUCGGCCGCAUGGGACAGGUGGCAAAGAUGGCAUGGUGGUAGCAGGGAGCAGGUGAAGACUUGUUGGGGAAGAAAGCUUUUCGGGGGGAUGGUCCAAAACGGGGAAAAAAAAGAAAAGGGAGGAGGUUUUUCUGGCGCUGAAGAGGAUUCCGGAAAAUUUUCGGGGGCUGGAGAGGGAAAGGAGCUGAACAAGAGAAAAACAGAGAUUGAGAGGAGAAGGAAAACAGAACAAAGAGUUUUUUGAGGGGAAAGCUUUUUCUUCAAUGGCAGAAAUGCCAUGCCUCUUUCACCUCCACGAAGACAAAGAGGAUCAUGGCCACGCUCCUGAGCAUAUCGACACCCUCCAUUCUCUUCCCUAUUGGGGUCUCUAUGACUUCGACAGCUUCAACGUUUUUGUUUUCGGUCAUCAUCCCAUCGCUGCCCAUACCCGUGAACUGUUCCAGACCCAGCUGGAGUGUUCGCUUCAUGUUCAAGCUGUAGACGACGUUUCCAAGCUCGAUUCCAUCACCACCUUGGAUCUAUUAGGCUGCAAAAAUCAGGUGCGUUUCGUUUUGAAUCUAUUUCAUCAGCGUGUUGAGCAAUUGCAUGUAAUGGAUGUGACUGAUCUGGUGUCGGAAACUGUAGAUGAUUCGGGUUUUUGGGGUUAUUAAGGGAAAAGAUAUGAGAGUGGGUCUUUGCUUCACUUUAUCAACAAGGAUACUGCCCAAAUAGAAAAUUCUUAAACAUUUGCUCUUUUCUUAUUUUUGUUUCCAAUCACAUAUCUUCCUAGCUUUUACAGAAACUAAAGUGAAGGAAUUGAAAAAGAAGAGAAGAGAUGGCUUCGCUAUAAAAUGGUGUUUCUUUUUUGCA